Molecule: messenger RNA, 1448 nt
Organism: Cloeon dipterum
Lineage: Eukaryota; Metazoa; Arthropoda; Insecta; Ephemeroptera; Baetidae
Product: motile sperm domain-containing protein 1-like
Exons: 5
Coding region: 165-806 (213 amino acids)
Cellular component (GO): cytoplasm
Source: RefSeq, a predicted model, not a curated record
GACAGCUGUCAGCUGUGUGUGUGGAUAAGACAAAAACAGCUGCGUAUUAUUUAUUUUGUUUUCAAAAUUCCUUCAUAACAUUGCUUGCGCGCAAACAUAAAAUUAAAUGUGGUUGAUUUAUCAACGAAUUAAGCCUUGAACCUGCUUCCAGUGACAAGAUUUAAAUGCCGCCAAAUGUUGGCUUGGAUGGCAAAAUUCCCAUUUUUGUGUUUCCAAACACGAUCUCAUUCUACCUAGAAGACCAGCGAACUCACAAGCAAGUACUCACGCUGUACAACCCGUAUGAGUUUCCUAUCAAAUUUCAGGUGCUCUGCACUGCACCAAAAAAGUACAUGGUGGUGGACAGCAGUGGCAGCGUGGCCGCAAAGUGCUGCGUAGAUUUGGUCGUGAGACACAAACAGCCAACUAUUACAAACUGUAAUGUCAAGGACAAAAUUAGAAUUCAAGUUCAAGAUAUGGACAGCAAGCAAGAGAUUGGCAAAAGAGACGUGACCGCCACUCUAUUUUCCGGUACGCCUGACGCUGAUGAUGGGAGACAAGACAGUGAACAGUUUGAACAGCUUCCAGGAGCGAUGCCUAUGCAAGGAAAUCCACUGAUGGCCAGAUCAAUGAGGCAACAAGUGCCGUCCAGCACGAAUCAUGUCGCUGUGGUAGCUGGAAUCGCUUGCAUUUUUGCUCUUAUGAUGCCUACUGAAGGAGAUGCCGAUUCUAGAAUGCCAAUUUACCUCCACUUGUCGGUGCACCUGAAAUUGAUCUUUGCUUUUGUGCUCGGUUUAGUAACUAUGGUUAUUCUCCGACCAUCAUAAUUUAUAUCUACAUUAUUUAUAUUAUUUGAUCGGUUCGGUUGAUUAAAUCCGCGGAAUCAGCUUCAAAGUUGGGUUGCCACUUUAUCCGGCAGACAGGAAGCUCCUGUUUUCCAUUUUCAUCCCCAAUGGGCUGUAAAAUUAUUGUCUGGUGACUAUGACUUAAAAUCCUUUGUAUUCAUGGGUAAACCAGAUGAUGGCAACCAGGCUUGAAAUAUUUCCAAUUACUCAUCACGCGCCGUUUCCAAUGAAAACUCAAUCACAGCUCGGGAAGCCCAGUCCUGGUGCAGUCUUGAAAUGCCAAAUAAGUGUAAAAUGUACAGCUCAGCCAUCAGUUAUGGAAUAUUUGGAACUGCCAGUAACUGUUCAAUAUUUGGCUGCUGCAUUUGAUUCUUGUGCUCUCUAAACUUGGAGCUGAGGAACUUGAAUCCACUUAUAUCAAGUGCCUUUUUUGAUACAGAAUUAUAUUCAAUCAAAUUGAUUUGGGGAAAGCAUUCUAAAGAGUUUCGAGCACCAUGUACAUUCAAUUUAUUCCACUACUUGCGUUAAUCUGUGGUGUGUACUUCUUAUUUAUUUAUGGCAUCGACUUUUCAAAUGUAACUAAUAAAUCUUAACUCACAAAAUUGAGUAUUAUGUCAAGGAAAA